Molecule: messenger RNA, 1576 nt
Organism: Scleropages formosus (Asian bonytongue)
Lineage: Eukaryota; Metazoa; Chordata; Actinopteri; Osteoglossiformes; Osteoglossidae
Product: ephrin-A1-like
Exons: 5
Coding region: 188-835 (215 amino acids)
Biological process (GO): axon guidance; ephrin receptor signaling pathway
Cellular component (GO): plasma membrane
Molecular function (GO): ephrin receptor binding
Source: RefSeq, a predicted model, not a curated record
CCGCGCCAGAGACCGUGCACGAGUUCUGUGUGGUUUUUUUUCCCCCCCCCCAUUUUCAAGUCUCAGCGACUGUAUUGUUUGCGCGGAUUAGUGGCUGCGAAGUCACACUCGCGGAUCGGCGCAGAAUCCCGUAGGCAGCGCGUGUCCCGGUGCGGCGGUGUGCGCGCGAUCACUGCGGCGCUGCACGAUGGACGCGCUCGGCGCGCUCUGUGUCAUUGUCAUCUUGGGCACCUGGCUCGCGUCCGCGGAGCGCCACAGCGUCUUCUGGAACAGCACGAACCCCAAUUUCCUCUGGGAUGAAUACACGGUGGAGGUGCGCAUCAACGACUACCUAGACAUCGUGUGCCCGCACUACCCCCUGGGAUUGCUUCCGUCCCAGGAGGCCGAGCGCUACGUGCUCUACAUGGUGGAGCGCGCCGACUACGAGGCCUGCCGCCCGCAGUCCUACGAGCAGCUGCGCUGGGAGUGCGCCAACCCCUUCGCCCCCCACGGCCCCGAGAAGUUCUCCGAGAAGUUCCAGCGCUACACCCCCUUCACCCUGGGCAAGGAGUUCCGCCAAGGCGAGAGCUACUACUACAUCUCGAAACCGCUGCAUCUUCAUGGGUCCGACUGUCUGAGGCUGCGCGUGGAUGUCGUGGGACCCGGCGAGUCUCAGGAGUCCCGCACCGGCAGAGGAGGGGAGCACAACCCACCCAGCAGAUUGCCUGCAGAUGACCCCGUCGUCGUCCUACCCGACGUCCAGAGAAGCGUCGGGGCAAAUUCAGGAGUGCUGAGGGCCACGCUCCCUUCCUUGAUGGCGUCAGCUUGUGUCGUCCUAUUGCUGCUAUUGCUAUGAAAUAUUUCAAGGGCGGCGAACCCCUGCCCACUUGUGCACAGACACUGGACUACAGCAACAGCGGUCCGCGAGGAGGACCUGCGCAUGAAUCCCAGUGCUGGCCAUUGGGAGGGAACUUUUGAAACUGGUGUCCUGUUUAUAUAUGAAGGAAUGAACUAUUUUUAACGGUUCCUUUGGAGGAAGGACUUCUCUCUAUAUAUAUGUAUAUAGAUACAGUAUGUCUUUAACAAGAAUGAUCUAGGAUUUAAUUUCUUCUCUUAUAACUCAAAGGACAAAUAGUAUUAAGGAAGAGGAGUUAAAGAGAAGCACUCUCUGUACUGUGUCCUUUGACAUACAGCGCAUCCCGGUCUGUGGCCAAACAAAUGACCGAUGAAUCUCAGACCCCGGUGUAACGAAAAGAGCCUUGCUCUUUGUCUUUAGUCAAAAUGAGCCUUUCUACGUGGACAAAGAGAACCUGAGACCAAAGAGUUCUCCUAUUUUCUAGUAAAACUGACCUGCUUUAUUGUGUGUAUCUCUGUAAACCAGUAUCAAGUCUUAAUUUUUAUGGUUGUAGCAUUGAGGGAUGUUCGGUUUUUUUUCUUUCUUUCUGUAAAUUGGACUAAUGCACCCAAUGUCAUGCAGCAGAACACGGCACUGGUGGUCCUUGACUUAUGGACAGGUUUCAUUCAAACAACCGGUGUCACUCACACACCCCCUUAUACUGUAUUACAUGAACCCUUAGGAUACACACAUACACACACA